AUGGAAGUUUUCCCCUUGCUCUUAUUUCUGUCCCUCUGUUGGUCUCGAACCUGGGACCUGGCAACCGCUGAUUCCAUCAUCCACAUCGGAGCAAUUUUUGAUGAAUCUGCUAAAAAAGAUGACGAAGUAUUCCGCACAGCAGUUGGUGACCUCAAUCAGAAUGAGGAAAUCCUACAGACUGAGAAAAUCACAUUUUCAGUGACAUUCGUUGAUGGCAACAACCCUUUCCAAGCUGUUCAAGAAGCCUGUGAACUUAUGAACCAGGGCAUCUUGGCUCUCGUCAGCUCCAUUGGUUGCACAUCAGCCGGAUCCCUCCAGUCUUUGGCAGAUGCCAUGCAUAUACCACACCUCUUCAUUCAGCGAUCAACAGCUGGGACCCCAAGGAGUGGCUGUGGGCUCACCCGGAGCAACAGGAAUGAUGACUAUACUCUUUCAGUUCGUCCACCUGUCUACUUGAAUGAAGUCAUCCUGAGAGUAGUCACCGAGUAUGCAUGGCAGAAAUUCAUCAUCUUCUAUGACAGUGAAUAUGAUAUCCGUGGGAUACAGGAGUUUUUGGACAAAGUAUCUCAGCAGGGAAUGGAUGUUGCCCUUCAAAAGGUGGAAAACAACAUCAAUAAAAUGAUCACCACCCUCUUUGACACCAUGAGGAUAGAGGAAUUGAAUCGCUACCGAGACACUCUUAGGAGAGCCAUCCUUGUUAUGAAUCCUGCCACAGCCAAAUCCUUCAUAAGUGAGGUGGUGGAGACUAAUCUGGUUGCUUUUGACUGCCACUGGAUCAUUAUAAAUGAGGAAAUAAAUGAUGUGGAUGUCCAGGAACUUGUCAGAAGGUCCAUUGGAAGGUUAACAAUUAUUCGGCAGACAUUUCCAGUUCCCCAGAAUAUAAGUCAGCGCUGUUUCCGUGGCAACCAUCGAAUCUCUUCAACACUGUGUGAUCCCAAAGAUCCCUUCGCUCAGAAUAUGGAGAUUUCUAACCUUUACAUCUACGACACGGUGCUUCUGCUCGCAAAUGCUUUCCAUAAGAAGCUGGAGGACCGCAAGUGGCACAGCAUGGCGAGCUUGUCCUGUAUCAGAAAAAACUCAAAGCCCUGGCAGGGAGGGCGGUCCAUGCUGGAAACUAUCAAGAAGGGUGGAGUUAAUGGAUUGACUGGAGACCUAGAAUUUGGAGAAAAUGGAGGUAACCCCAAUGUGCACUUUGAAAUCCUUGGAACCAACUAUGGCGAAGAACUUGGAAGAGGUGUCCGUAAACUUGGGUGCUGGAAUCCUGUCACGGGUCUGAAUGGGUCACUGACUGACAAGAAACUGGAGAAUAACAUGCGGGGCGUGGUUCUACGUGUGGUGACUGUACUGGAGGAGCCUUUUGUAAUGGUCUCUGAAAAUGUCUUGGGAAAACCGAAGAAAUACCAGGGCUUCUCCAUUGAUGUUUUGGAUGCUCUAUCUAACUACCUGGGUUUUAACUAUGAAAUUUAUGUUGCACCCGACCACAAAUACGGAAGCCCACAGGAAGAUGGGACGUGGAAUGGACUGGUAGGAGAACUUGUUUUUAAGAGAGCUGACAUCGGGAUUUCUGCUUUAACCAUUACCCCAGACAGAGAGAAUGUUGUGGAUUUUACAACACGUUACAUGGACUACUCAGUUGGGGUCCUACUUCGAAGAGCAGAAAAAACAGUGGAUAUGUUUGCCUGUCUUGCACCAUUUGAUCUAUCUCUGUGGGCCUGCAUUGCUGGCACAGUCCUUCUUGUGGGACUACUGGUCUACCUAUUGAACUGGCUUAAUCCCCCACGAUUGCAAAUGGGAUCAAUGACAUCUACUACACUCUACAACUCCAUGUGGUUUGUGUAUGGAUCCUUUGUUCAGCAAGGUGGGGAAGUCCCAUACACAACCCUGGCAACUCGAAUGAUGAUGGGGGCAUGGUGGUUAUUUGCUCUGAUUGUCAUCUCAUCAUACACAGCAAACCUUGCUGCUUUCCUCACCAUCACCCGCAUUGAGAGCUCCAUCCAGUCUCUUCAGGAUCUGUCCAAGCAAACAGAUAUCCCAUAUGGCACAGUUUUGGACUCUGCAGUCUAUCAGCAUGUCCGCAUGAAGGGGCUGAAUCCUUUUGAGAGGGACAGCAUGUAUUCCCAGAUGUGGAGAAUGAUCAACCGAAGCAACGGGUCAGAGAACAAUGUUCUGGAGUCCCAAGCAGGCAUUCAAAAGGUAAAGUAUGGAAACUAUGCUUUUGUAUGGGAUGCAGCUGUAUUGGAAUACGUGGCUAUCAAUGACCCAGACUGUUCCUUCUACACUGUGGGGAAUACCGUUGCUGACCGGGGGUAUGGCAUCGCACUACAGCACGGCAGCCCCUACCGAGAUGUGUUUUCACAAAGGAUCCUGGAGCUGCAGCAGAGUGGAGACAUGGACAUCCUGAAGCACAAGUGGUGGCCUAAGAAUGGCCAGUGUGACCUAUACUCCUCAGUAGAUGCGAAGCAGAAGGGAGGAGCCCUGGACAUCAAGAGCCUGGCGGGUGUGUUCUGCAUCCUGGCUGCAGGGAUCGUGCUCUCCUGCCUCAUAGCGGUGCUGGAGACGUGGUGGAGCAGGAGGAAGGGCUCACGGGUCCCGUCCAAAGAGGAUGACAAGGAAAUUGACCUGGAGCACCUCCAUAGACGUGUAAAUAGCUUGUGCACAGAUGACGACAGCCCCCAUAAACAGUUUUCCACCUCGUCAAUUGACUUGACCCCUCUGGACAUUGACACUUUGCCAACACGACAAGCCCUGGAGCAGAUCAGUGAUUUCAGAAACACUCACAUCACCACCACCACCUUCAUCCCAGAGCAGAUCCAGACUCUUAGCCGCACGCUUUCAGCGAAGGCUGCCUCUGGCUUCGCUUUCGGCAGUGUGCCGGAGCACCGAACUGGCCCUUUUAGGCACAGGGCUCCUAAUGGGGGCUUUUUCAGGAGUCCUAUCAAAACAAUGUCAUCUAUUCCUUAUCAGCCUACUCCCACCCUGGGGCUCAAUCUGGGCAAUGACCCUGACCGAGGCACGUCCAUUUGA
Messenger RNA from Arvicola amphibius (Eurasian water vole), 3024 nucleotides. It is a transcript of the gene Grid2, whose product is annotated as glutamate ionotropic receptor delta type subunit 2. Gene Ontology annotation, cellular component: plasma membrane; postsynaptic membrane. Gene Ontology annotation, biological process: monoatomic ion transport; synaptic transmission, glutamatergic; modulation of chemical synaptic transmission. The record is from RefSeq and is a predicted model, not a curated record. Lineage: Eukaryota; Metazoa; Chordata; Mammalia; Rodentia; Cricetidae. Gene Ontology annotation, molecular function: glutamate-gated receptor activity; transmitter-gated monoatomic ion channel activity involved in regulation of postsynaptic membrane potential. The coding region runs from base 1 to 3024 and encodes 1007 amino acids. The transcript has 16 exons.